Molecule: messenger RNA, 2303 nt
Organism: Dicentrarchus labrax (European seabass)
Lineage: Eukaryota; Metazoa; Chordata; Actinopteri; Moronidae
Gene: mks1
Product: MKS transition zone complex subunit 1
Exons: 18
Coding region: 234-1925 (563 amino acids)
Biological process (GO): cilium assembly
Cellular component (GO): MKS complex
Source: RefSeq, a predicted model, not a curated record
CGAACCGCCACAAUAACCAACACGAAGAAGAAGUGCUGCAUCUCUAUGGCAACGACAGCUCUAACUUCCAAUAUCUUUAGUUUCUCCGGUGUUUAUUAUUAUAUUAACUACAUUUACAAACGCUGUAGCGGUUGGAUAAUUAAAUUCGCUUAUUUUAUUACGUAAAAGACAAAAAAAAAAAAACCUACAUUUGUUUUAACCGUGGCUAACGAAAGGAGCUAACACCCGAGCUAAUGGCAGACUGCUGGAACACGGACACCGGGGAGGCCGUGUACCGGUCCCGGGAUGUCGUCAAAAACUUGACAAUAAAGGUGCGCAUAGAGAGGGUGACCUCCACCGGAGCUCUCUCUCUGCACCUCCAGCAGCAGGUCCUGUCCCAGCCGGACGGAGGAGCCAUUGAACUGGAGACCCUCAGCUCUCAGGGCCAGACAGCAGGUGAUGUUGAGGAGGAGCUGGUGGUGGGCUGGCAGGAGAAACUCUUCAGUCAGUACGAGAUGGAGCUGUUCCAGAACGAGGCGGCGUGUCAGACCCCUCUGGACCGUCAGUACCACGCUGAAGUCGAGGCCCUGAACCGGGGCAAGGGUCGACGAAACCACAGGAUUUUCACAUACACUGAUCACGACCGCUACACCAACUGUCUCCCCUUCCAUCAACUGCAGCACACCACUGAACUACUGACCACAACCAAAUCCAGCCCCACGUUCCUGGCUGAGAGGAUGGCCAGCGUGAGACACAGACGGCAGGACCGACGCACCACAGACUGUAGUAUCCCUAAGUCAAAGAUCGUCAACUGGGAGCCCACAGAGGAGUUUGUGAAGAGCAGUCAUGUGGUGAACAGUACCAUGCAGACCAUGCACAUCAUGGGAGACCUGAGUCCCCCUGGAAGGCUGGGCCAGAAGGAGAACGAAUGUUUGCUGGUCACAAUAAAAACAGACGGCAGUGGAACGGUCAUUGUAAAACCUGACUUCAACCAAGGCAAAGAGCCCUACAGGAUUGUGACGGAGGGCGAGAAGAGAGAAGUUUGGCGUCUCACUCUGGAGAAUGUAUCCACGACCAUGAAGCCAGAAGAGAAGGAGAGGGAGCACAACAUGUACAAAGAUCUGUAUGUUCGGCACAAGGAGUACCUCAAUAGUCUUGUUGGACAGGACUUUGAAAUGCCCCCUGCAGGGAUUCUGCGUUACGUGAUGAAUGGAGAGAUAGUUUCAGCCAAAGGCUUUGAAUACGAUAACUUGUACAUCCACUUCUUCAUGGAACUGCCCAACAAUUGGUCCAGUUUGCCGUUUCAGCCUCACUCAGGCGUCACCCAGACCUGCCGGACCAAAACAGUUGGGAAGGAAAAUGUAGCUUUCUUCAGUUUCCCCUUCACCUUUGAGGCUUUCUACAUGUGUGAAAAAGAGAGCGAGGAGUCGAUUCCCCAGUGGCCAGUGCUUUACUUCAAGGUUCUUUCUCUGGACUCCUGGCAGCGCUAUCGGACCGAAGGCUACGGCUAUCUGCUUUUUCCUGCCGUGCCUGGUAAACAUACAGUGACGUGCCACACGUGGAGACCCCUUCAGACGGGGACGCUCUCUGCACUGAGGCGCUUCUUUAUCGGAGGCUCUCCGGAGCUCGAAGACCACAGCUACGUCAGAAUACCGGGGACCUUCAAGGGAGAGAGGCUGAGUCGCUUUGGCUUCUGCACUGAAAGCACAGGAAGCGUCACCUUCAAUCUGCACUGCGUCCAGCAGGCCAGGGCCUUCGUUGAUGCCACCAUGUUGAAGAAGAGGAGGCAGAAAGUGUUUGACCAGCUGGGAGGAUUUAGUCAGCAGGGAGCUGUCUGCACCAUCCUGGAGGCGUUCCAGAGGGCCAGGAGAAAGAUGCAGGAGGCCAGAGAAAGUCUUCCCCGAGAAAUCAUUAACGCCACCUCCCAGAUCGAAUCGUCUGCAUAGGAAACCAGUGAUGAUGUAUAAAAACAGCCAAACGGAUCAGUAAUACUGCACUUUCACUGCGUUAUUACACAGGAAUGUGAUGUUCUGUAACGAGUCAGACAGAAGAAAAGUGUCUGAUUAUUAACGUGUCUGAUGGAUUUAUGUGGUAAUGAUUCAAAUUAAUAUGCCUUCUAAGAAUGGUAUCACCAUGUAUUCUCUGUACACUGCUUGUCUAAGAUUUGAGUAAAUGGUUAUUAUUAAUUAUAGACAGUGAGGAUUGUGAUGUAACAGAAAAUCAAAUUUACUUUUUUAGAUUAUUUUGUAUAUUUUCAAUUAGUUAUUUCAAAGAAAUGUUAAUAAUAUUUGCUGUAAUAUAAACUUUUUUUAUAAGAAGUAUAA